AUGGGCGAAGCCGCUUUAGCGACUUCAACUCAAGGAGAGUCUCUGGAGCAGCCCAUCAACUAUGGGCCUCCUCAGGAGGGUAUUUUCAAGCACAUCUCCAAGGUCAUUCCAUACUUCCGCAACGCUCGCAAUGUCCUCGUGUUCAAGCUGGAUGUCAUGCUACUGGCAUGGAUGUUUCUUGCAGGCAUCAUGAAGGAGAUGGACCAGUCAGCAACAACACAAGCCUACGUUUCGGGGAUGAGGGAGUCUUUGAGCCUGUACGGCAAUGAGUUGGUGGAAUUCAAUACGUUUUUCUCUAUCGGAUAUGCGCUUGGUCUGGUUCCCGGCCAGUUGAUUCAAACAAGAUUCCGACCGUCGAUGUUUCUCCCCUUCUGUGAGAUGAGUUGGGGUCUUCUGGUUCUCUUCACUUACAUGGCACCCAAUGCACAAACGAUCUUCGGCCUGCGAUUCUUCCUCGGACUCUUUUCGUCGGCAUUUUGGCCUUCUGUUGUCGCACUCAUUUUCAACUGGUAUACCCCUGCUGAGUUGGCCGUCCGCGUCGCUUGCUUCACGGUUUGCGAUGUCGCCGGAGCCAUGUUUUUGGGAGCACUUCAGGCCGCCCUAUACCGCAAUAUGAACGGCGUCCACGGCCUGGGCGGAUGGCAGUGGCUUUUCAUCAUUUCUGGUGCAGUCACCGUUGGCCAGGGUAUGAUUGCCUUCGUCACUGUUCCGGAUUCUCCUGCCAACACCCGCGCCCUCUACUUGACCGACAACGAGAAACGACUUGCGCGAGAGCGUAUGGGCAACUCGGGCGUCAACACAUCCAAGCGCAUCCCGCCCUCUGUUCUCAAGGCCAAGCUACGGAAGCUUAUCGUUCACCCCAUAACCUACUUUUACCUCUUCUCAUUUGCCUUCAGCGCCUGGGCUCACCGCGCCAACUCGUACUUCGUGCUCUACCUCGAAAGCAUUAAGGAUUCUGCGGGCAACCGCGUUUACGACACGUAUCAAGUCAACAUUCUGCCCAUCGGAGGCUACGCGCUGCAGAUUGUUACCAACGUUGGUCUCAACUGGCUCUCCGACAAGAAGCACUGGCGUUGGCAAAUCAGUGUCUUUUCUGCCGCAGCUCAUGGAAUAUGUCUCGCGGUAUUAUGCGGUUGGCCUUCAGAUCACAAAGUCAUCCUAGCUUUCUACUUCUUGACUUACGCAACAAAUGCUGGCAGCCCUUCGCUCAUGGCAUGGAUGGCCGAGAUUCUACGCAAGGAGCCCGAAGCCCGUUCCAUUAUUGUGGCAAUGACGGUCACCAUCGUUUACGUCGGCCACGCUACCAUUCCCCUAAGAGCAUUCCGAGUCGCCGAUGCCCCGAGAUAUCCGGUCGGUUUCCCGUUAACGACUUCUUUCACUGUCGCCACUAUCCUGGUACAGCUCGGUAUGCUGUGGUGGGACAGACGCCAUCCUGAAAUGGCUGAGUAUGGCUACGAGCCGGCCGUCAGCGGACAUGGAGCUUCAGAUGAGGAAAGUCCGAAGUUGGCAGAGGCAGAUACAGUUAUCGGCGGUGGCGAUGCCAAGUCAAAUCAGAUUGCUGGAUCUAGAGAGUUGUAA
This is a messenger RNA of Colletotrichum karsti, 1578 nucleotides long. Its product is annotated as pantothenate transporter fen2. The transcript has 3 exons. Gene Ontology annotation, biological process: transmembrane transport. Lineage: Eukaryota; Fungi; Ascomycota; Sordariomycetes; Glomerellales; Glomerellaceae. Gene Ontology annotation, cellular component: membrane. The record is from RefSeq and is a predicted model, not a curated record. The coding region runs from base 1 to 1578 and encodes 525 amino acids. Gene Ontology annotation, molecular function: transmembrane transporter activity.